Messenger RNA from Colletotrichum siamense, 1818 nucleotides. It is a transcript of the gene HET-E1-4, whose product is annotated as Vegetative incompatibility protein HET-E-1. The transcript has 2 exons. Lineage: Eukaryota; Fungi; Ascomycota; Sordariomycetes; Glomerellales; Glomerellaceae. The coding region runs from base 1 to 1818 and encodes 605 amino acids. The record is from RefSeq and is a predicted model, not a curated record.
AUGCGCCUACUUCCUACCUCAAAACUUCAACUCUCAGAGUUCAUCGCAGACCCUCCAUAUUACGCUAUUCUGUCCCAUACAUGGGCAGACGAGGAGGUCUUAUUUUCGGACCUACAAGCGGAUCUAUCUCUAAAGAGCGGUUGGGCAAAAGUCACGGGAGCAUGUUGUGUAGCGAAAGACCUCGGUUAUGAGUGGAUAUGGAUUGAUACCUGCUGUAUCGACAAGUCUAGCAGCGCGGAACUUUCAGAGGCUAUCAAUUCCAUGUUUCGAUGGUAUGCAAAUUCCAAGAUUUGCCUUGCGUAUAUCGCCGACGUACACCCCGGCUUGGGCCAAGUUUCCCAUACCCUGCGUCAGAGUCGAUGGUUUACUCGAGGUUGGACCUUGCAGGAGCUCUUGGCUCCUAGGCAAGUAUCCUUCUACUCAUCUCGCUGGGAGAUGAUAGGCUCACGUGAGGAUCUUAUGAACGACAUUACAUCAGCCACGGGGAUCGAGUCAAAGUAUUUGUUUCAUAGAGAGCAUUACCCGCCUUACACAAGCGUGGCUGAACGCAUGUGCUGGGCUUCCCGCAGAGAGACGACACGCGCCGAAGAUGUCGCUUAUUGUCUACUAGGCAUAUUUGGCGUCAACAUGCCACUCAUCUACGGGGAAGGUCACAAUGCCUACCGAAGACUGCAAGAAUACAUCAUACAGAAAGUUGAUGACCAUUCUAUCUUCGCAUGGGACACCCUUCGAUUGACAGCCUUGGACCUUUUGAAACACCGAGGGCCCAUCACGUCGUUCUUUGCACCUCAUCCUAAGGCGUUUGCAAGAGCAGGUGAUGUUGUGCCAUUUCAGACGCCUUACAUCAGGAGCAGAAUCAAAAUUGGCCAUGAUGGUAUCACAAUCGACAGUCCAGUGUGGAAGGCGCUGGAGCAAUACGAUGCACUACGAACGCCUACCUGCCUGGUCCCCUUAGUAUGCCAGUAUAAGGAUGACCCUCUCCACUGCAUAGCCCUGGCCCUCACUUUCGACGACAGUCACAAGUCCGUGGGAAGUCAACUCUACUAUCGUGUGGGAAAUGGACUUGCAUAUUGUCCGAAGAGAACAUGGGUGCCGACAAAGCUGCGUUCAGUCUUUCUGCCCUUCAAGUUAUUAGUCGAGUCGGCUAGUAAUCUUGAGCGAGACAAAUGCAUAAUCAGGACAUUACCGCGGUCAUACCGAAUAAAGCGGUUACUUGCUCGACACGGCGAAUCAUCAUUUCCAGAACCUGGCCCACACACGGCAGUUUCGAUUGAUUUCGGCAUGACGCUCAGCCCUUCACCUCUUGGCCGAGAAUAUUACCUUGGGACUCCAUGCAUUGUUUGGUUGAAGGGAGCGCCAGACCUGGAUCUUAUUCUUACGCUACAACUCAUUUCUUUCAACCCGGAAUCGACUUGUAGACGCAGCUUUCUGAAUUUGGCGGAGUCAAAGUACAUACUUUACUUCCUGGCGUACGGCGGCCACGCAUCCUCGGAAGGAAUAGUGGCCCGUGUGAAGAACGAACUGAAGAAUCUUCAUCGAUGGCUAGACCCCGAUACCCCCCUGGAUCCGCAAGGCGCGGGGAUCGACAUGUCCACUCACAUUCUGCGUGGCGAGCCUGACUUGCAGCAGUUGAAUACUUCACCAAUAUGCGACUUGCGAGUUUCCGUGUCCAGAGACCCAGAGUACGACCCAAACGGUUUUCUUCUCGACAUUACGGCUCCUCUUGGCUUCGACAUAUCGGCAGAGACGGUGCUAGAACAAUGUUUUGCGCCCUUGUGCCAAGCAGCUUCAGAUUUCAACCAUGAGGAUGGUGUCUAG